Molecule: messenger RNA, 6178 nt
Organism: Varanus komodoensis (Komodo dragon)
Lineage: Eukaryota; Metazoa; Chordata; Lepidosauria; Squamata; Varanidae
Gene: IRS4
Product: insulin receptor substrate 4
Exons: 2
Coding region: 270-3143 (957 amino acids)
Biological process (GO): insulin receptor signaling pathway
Cellular component (GO): plasma membrane; cytosol
Molecular function (GO): phosphatidylinositol 3-kinase binding; insulin receptor binding
Source: RefSeq, a predicted model, not a curated record
ACCUGAGGAAGCAGAAGCAUGGCCACAAGCGCUACUUCGUGCUGCGGGCGGAGAGUCACCUGGCCCCUGCCCGGCUGGAGUACUACGACAGCGAGAAGAAGUUCAAGAGCAGCCUGCGGGCGGCGGCGGCGGGCGGGGGCGGCGUGGCCCUCUGCUGCCCGCCCCCCAAGCGGGUGAUCCCCCUCUACCAGUGCUUCACGGUGAGCCGGCGGGCAGAUGCCAAGCAUAAGCACAUCAUCGCCCUGUAUACCAAGGAUGAGUAUUUCGCCAUGGUGGCGGAGAACGAGGCUGAGCAGGAGGGCUGGUACCAGGCGAUCAGCGAACUCAUGAGCCAAAGCAAGAGAGGGUUCUUGGAGCAGGAGGACCAGGCGGACCAGCAGCUGGAUGACGACGACGAGCACUACGGGGGCUCGCUUAGGUCAGGGGCUGUGUUUAAAGAAGUCUGGCAAGUCAACGUAAAGCCUAAGGGACUGGGGCAGACAAAGAACUUGACUGGGGUGUACAGGUUGUGCCUCUCCAGCAAGGCCAUCCACCUCGUCAAACUGAACACGGAGGUGCCCGCUGUCCACCUGCAGCUCAUGAACAUUCGGCGAUGUGGGCACUCUGAAAACUUCUUCUUCAUCGAGGUGGGCAGGUCUGCCUCCAUUGGGCCAGGCGAGCUGUGGAUGCAAGUCGAUGAUUCAGUGGUUGCCCAGAACAUGCACGAGACCUUUCUAGAAACCAUGAAAGCUUUGAAAGCCUUCUCUGAGUUCAGACCUCGCAGCAAGAGUCAGUCUUCUGGUGGCGGCAGCAGCACCAACCCCAUUUCUUUCAUCACUACCAGGAGGCACCUUGGUAACCUGCCGCCUAGCCAGACAGGCUUACAGAGAAGAUCGAGAACUGAGUGUGCUACUGGGGGGACUCCUCCCACUACUAAAAGCAGUAGCUCUUACCGCUUCAGAACUUCCAGUGAAGGUGAGGGGACAAUGACCAGACCAUUUAGGUCCGUUACUGGAAGUCUUAUUCAUCUGAACACCGCAAGGAUGAAUUUGGGGCGCCAAGAAGGGAGCGGGCGAUAUGUUCGUGCAGCGUUUAGCUCUUCUUAUCACACCAGGUCUGCCUCUCUGCCGGUAUCUCAUUUUCCAUCUACCACGAGCCCCAUCAGUGUUUCUUCAAGUAGCGGUCAUGGAUCGGCUUCAGAUACCCUCGUAAGGCCUUCGAGCUCAUCGGUCUGUGGGUCCCCGAGCGAUGGAGGUUUUAUUUCUUCGGAUGAAUAUGGUUCCAGUCCUGGAGACUUCAGGUACUUUCGUGUGAGGAGUAACACCCCAGAUUCCUUAGGCAAUACUCCACCAAUCAGAGAAGAAAAUUGUUUGAGUGAAUACAUGUCUAUGAGCAAGCAGCAAAUAGAUAAUAAUAGUUCAAGAGAUGAUUACCGGGAGGCUGAAAAAUGUUUCAGAAAAAGAACUUAUUCUUUAACUAAACCUGCUUCUAUACCAGUGCAGCAGAAAACAACCCAAACAGCAACUUCUUUAGAUGAAGAUUCUGCAGGAAGCCAUGGACGUCUGCCUUGUUCUGAGUCGCCAAAAUUUAAAAAUAACCCUGAACCUGAGUAUGGAGAACCUGCCCUUGAAUCUGUAUGUAAUCAAAGCAGGAAUAAAGCCAGAGAUGAUGGAUAUAUGCCAAUGAUGCCAGGAGUUGCAUCUCCGCUUGCAAGCAACAGUGAUUAUCUGCCAAUGACUCCUAAAAGUGUAUCUGUUCCAAAGCAGAUUAACAGUUCUUGGUCAUCAUCUCAGGCUGACUCCAAGGGAUAUAUGAUGAUGUUUCCCAGGGCUAUCUCUUCACCUGUGCGUAGCCCUUUAACUGGAUUUAAUUCUAAAAGCGGUAAUGAAAAGUUGACAAACAAUGAGUAUAUGGAUAUGUCACCUGGAAAUUCAGCUGUUCCAAGGCAACCUGGUGAUUCAAAUUAUAUGCAUACCAACACUGGCUCCAAAACUUUUGGCUCUUACUUCUCUCUCCCACGAAGCUUUAAGGCACUGUCAGAUGAAAAUGAUGAGUAUGUUCCAAUGUCAUCACCUGGAAAACUAAUGUAUAGUGGCUCUGAAAAUGGUAAAAGUGUCAGUAAUGAAGUUCUGGCUAAUGGCCUUUCCAAAUCAUCUCUCCUGAAAGCUUCAGAAGAAGGCUUUGGACAGAACAGAGUUAUCAGGCCUACAAGACUUCCAUUAGGUACUAGAGGUAGUAACACCAUACCAAGAAUGUAUGAUCGUACAAUUCCAAUUGAGCCAUCUAGCCCUGGUGAAUAUAUAAAUAUUGACUUUGGGGAAAAAGCAAGUAAUACCCCAUAUUCUUUAUCAGCAGAAGGAUCUCCAUCAUCUCUUGGUUCCAGUAGUGACCAUAGGCAGUCACCGCUUUCUGACUAUAUGAGUGUUGAUCUUGAUGUUCAGUCACCAAAAGCUGCUAAGGAACUAUCCAACUCCUUGACCGAUAUUUCAAUUUAUGCAAGUUCUAGUAUACCCAGAAACCCACCCGAUUCUGAUUAUGCUAGGCUUUCGUUUGGUACUGCCUGUGUUAGCACAGCAAGCGGUAGGAUUGAUGAUUACACUGAGAUGACCUUCAACAUGGCAGCAACGCCACCUGGACCAUUUACUACAGAAAGCAAAAAUGGCUUAAAGAUUGAUAGCCCUCCUUCCAUAGUUAAUAGACUGUGCAUUGUUGACCAAUAUGCUGGCAGCAGUGACUUUUCUGUUCCUAGCCCUGAUCCUCCAGUUGUACCUAAAGUCAUCCGUGCGGAUCCACAAGGAAGGAGGCGGCAUAGCUCUGAAACCUUUUCUUCUGCCGCCACUGUUACCACUUCCUCCUCUUUCUUUACUGACAGUAGUAAAAGGCACAGUUCUGCCUCUUUUGACAAUGUGUGGUUGAAACCUGAGGAACACAUUUCAGAUGGCCAUGAAAGCAAGAUGUCCAGAGAUACGUCAACUGGAUUUCAGAAUGGCUUAAAUUAUAUCGCUCUAAAUCUGCGAGAAAAUUCUCUAAACUGCGAGGAGAGCCCUGACACGCCGAGCUGCCACCUCCCAAAUGGUACUCUGGCUCUGGAAAGUGGAGUAUAUGUCAGCAUAGACUUCAGCAGAUCAGGUGGUCUGAAGUGCAACUCUGCAAGAAAAGACUGAUGGCAUUACCAUGGAAACCAUUGUGAGACGAGCAGGCUUUCCAGCUGGUAUCUCCAUAACUGUGUGGCGCUUUUGGAAGCAGAGCCCAUCUCCAGCCAGCUCUGCUCACUUCCACCAGCACAGACACGGACACGCAUCACUGGAAUGAUUUUUCAUCGAGUGAUGGCUGAGUCUACAGUUGUGCUAAUCCGAAUGAACUUUUGUCAUAGAUGAGUUUUGAUGACGGAGGUUUCUCCCCCCACCCCCAGCAUCUCUAUCUGGGAGACAAUGUGAACGCUGGCGUAGUGCUCCUCUACACUUUCCCCAUCAGUUUCUGUUUUGAGAAGUCACUUGGUGUCCGAGAAUCUACCUAAUGGGUUUCGCUUUUCUAGUACUUGAAGUGAUAGCUUAAAUGUUUUAUAGAUGGUUUAGAAUUCCUUUUUUUCCUUUUUGGCAAUUAUGACCCAUUUUGAGGGGAUGGGAACAACAGGCUCUGGCUAUGAUCCUAUAUGUACUUAUGUGUAAAAAAGUCUCAGUGAAAUCAGUGGGCCACCUUUUCAAGAUUAGAGGCCUGCAGCCAACCGUUUGGACAGCAAAAUCCCAACGUACGCAGCCCUUCCCACCCCCCUGCAGCCUAAGUAGACCAUGGGAGAACAUCCCUCCUCCUCCUGCCCCCCCCCCCCACGCAUGCUCUUCCUACCGCCUGUCUUGUUCCUCUUGGCAUGCAUCGUCAGAGGCGCUUGUGACCUUGGCCUGCCUCAAGCUCCAGGCAGGAGAGGAACCACCACCUCUCUACCUUCUUGUCUCCACCCCGGUCCUCACCCUUUGCGACUGCAUUUUGCAGCGGAGCCCAUCCUUGCAUUGCUUGUUCUUCCACCAGUCAUGUUGGAAGCAGCUGCUGCUAGAGCACAUGGCAAAGGCAUCUGUGGUUGGUGAGGACCAGAGACACUGGGGAAGGGGGGGGGGUGCUGCCUGGCUUCUUGCCAUCCUUCCUUCUUGGGCGGGGGGUGGGCAAGCGAAGGUCAUGAUCCUGUACAUAGCUACAUGAGAGCAAGCACUGUUCGGCUUACUGGGAUUUACUCACAGGUUGUGGUGCAUAGGACUGGGCUGUAACCAAGUGUCUGUCUUUUUCUCGUCCCUGGCUCCCUCUUCCUGAGCUGCUGCACGUGCAAGUUGUGGUAAGACUUCACAGCCACAAGAGCAAUACGCUGUAAGGAAGAGAAGUGGUACUGAAGUGAGACCUCUCUCUGUUUUGAUUUGUUUUGUUUGAUUUCACGUUAUGGUACAAAGAGAGUUGUGGAUCCUGUAUCAUCUUUUUUAUAGUUCUAUGUUCUCUUAAAUGUAAGACAGUUGAGAAUAUCUGGAAUAUAAAGGUAGAACUGAAGAAUUGGAUAUAUCUUGAUUAUAGUUUUAAAAAAUUAUUUUACAUCUCCCUGUAUAGUUACUUCUAUUGAUUUAUACAUUUUGGAUAAGUGGGGAGUUGAUUUUUUAUAAGUUCAAAUGGAAAAACGCAGACUCUGCAACUGUAUAUUAUCCUUGCAGUACAAUGUUGAUGUGCUGUAGAGCUUUUAUAGAGAGAAUCCCUUAAUCUUGACCUUGGUAAAAGAUCCCUUUUAUUUGGAGCCACUUUUUUUUCAAACUUAGGAAAAGCAUUACUAAUACUGUCCUAUAAUUAUGCCUAAUGUGGGGGAAAAAUGACAUUUUCUUACUAGGGGUAUUGUUUAAAAUUGGAAAUUGAAAAUUGUAGUCAGAAGCCAGGUGCCUCACUUCGUAGGCUUAUGUCAUUAAAGAGCAUGACACUAGUUAUUGGUAUCGACACUAGUUGUCGGUACAUAUAGUAUAUACUAAUAAUUAGAAGCACUGAUAACUGAAAGGGUUGAAAGCAGUACACAAAUCCUCAGGCACCAUCCAGCUGGUAUUCCUCUACAUUGUAUAUUGUGCGAGUAUUGAGUAAGGGUUGCCUCAGCUUGUGACAUCAGACCUUUUCAAAGUACUAGACUGGUUUGUAUAACCAAUUAGACCCUGCUGUCAGUUUUGAUGUUCAUUACUAUGUACUAGAACCUAUUUUGGUUAGACUUAAUAUACACGUCACACAACGAUAUAGGUAACUUUUGGCAAAUACAGUUGGUAUCCAUAAGUUUACGUGGAGCCCAGUAAUCCGAAAGAAAAAAAAAGUGUAUAUGCUGCAGGGUUUAAAAGCACAGAUGAGUUUCUGAAUCUAGAAAAGCCGGGUUUUCAAGAGUACAGUUAACUAGUUGCUGCUAAACAGAUUUUAACUCAAGAACAUGACCACUUUUCUAGACCACAACGCUGUCUUGCCAUGUACGUUUUGUUUGGACUCUGUAAAUUAACAAUGCAAUAGGUACUGCCUUUUAAAAAAAAAAAAAAAAGGUUUACAUCUUUUUAUUUAAAAAUUAAAUUUGGUGAUAGUUCAAAAGAUUAAUUAUGAAAAAGGUUUGACAAAUGUUACAUUCUUUACAUAUUAGAUCCUGAGGCUGCCCAUGGUACAAUAUACAGCACUGAUUUUACAAAUGCUGAAUGAAUAAAACAAAUGGGUAACCUCAACUCUACUGGUACAAAUACUAACAGGUACAGCAUAAUAAAUAUGCAAUCUUUUUUGUCUUAGUUUACAGCAACUAACUUAUUCAGUAUUGUGCUGGAAGACCAUUUUCCAACUAUGUAAAACAUAUCACUAUGUGGGCAACCUUCCAGCCACCCGUUUUAUGCUGCUGUAUAAGUACAGAGAAACCAAUGAUGGAACAAUGUUUGUCCUGUAAAUUUUAAUUUGAUAUUGGACAGUUAUUGUCUGUACAAACUAAAACAUAUAUGGUUGAAACUGUUCAUUAUAUUUGCUAUUUCUGCUUCACUGAUCUGUUUAAAAGUUUGAGCUGAUUGAUCCGGCUGUGUCUUCCAUUGUAAAUAUUGUUACAUUGUUUUUCAUGGUAAAAUGCAGCACAUUUGCAAUUUUGGGAGACUGGCUUGAAGCGCUGUAUAGUGUUUAUAUUUAUCUGAAUUGGCUUUCCAUAGAGCUACUUGCAGUAAAUGUGUUCAUGGUA